Messenger RNA from Spizellomyces punctatus DAOM BR117, 2151 nucleotides. RefSeq lists its product as uncharacterized. NCBI's taxonomy places the organism in Eukaryota, Fungi, Chytridiomycota, Chytridiomycetes, Spizellomycetales, Spizellomycetaceae. The record is from RefSeq and is a predicted model, not a curated record. The coding region runs from base 210 to 1982 and encodes 590 amino acids. The transcript has a single exon. Gene Ontology annotation, molecular function: oxidoreductase activity.
GCGAAGUCAAAAGGGAGGCUUUGCGCCAUUGCACCCAGGAUUUUUUAUAAAGGACGGGACGGGUCGGCUUUUCUUUGGUUUUUUUAACGCACGACUCGAGAACAGGUUUAUCUUUUUUUUUUGCACGUCACUGGCUGACGCUCAAACGGCAUACAUACACAUAACAAGGGCUCAGCCAUUCAUACCCACGGAACGACCGUUCAACAGACAUGGUCAAGAUUGCGGCUCUCUUACUUGUGUUGACGGCGUCGCUGGUGGCCGCUCAAGACCAGCGCCCGCCGAGAAACGGGGAAGGAGGGAACCAACGCUCUCCUCAACGAAGUGAAAACGGUGGUGGCAGCAGAAAUGGUGGUGGCGGUGGAAAUAAUCGAAACACUGAAGGCCCAGAGCCAAAACUCUCGGGUCUCGGUCAGUGCACCAACCCCAUCGUUCGAAAAGAGUUUCGAGAGCUUACGGAACAAGAGCGUCAGGAAUACAUUGAAGCAACUCUCUGUCUCCGCGACCCGGUCCGAUCGCCCUCGCGUCUCCCAGGGACCGGAAGUCCCUCUCUUUGGGACGACCUUGUCUAUGUCCACUGGCAAGCGACACCCCAGUCCCACGGAACUGCCUCCUUUUUGCCCUGGCACAGGCGAUUCCUCGGAGUCUACGAAUGGCUCUUGAGGUCAAAUUGCGGCUACAGAGGUGCUCUUGUUUACUGGGACUGGUCCUACGACUCACAAGCUCCCGAACGCUCAGAAAUCUUUUCACCCCAGUACUUUGGCGGCAACGGUGACCCUUCCAACAAUUGGUGCCUUCGUGACGGUCACUACAAGGACUGGAAAGCCGUCUUUCCUCCGGAACGUCCUCGCCCUUGCAUCUCGCGCAACUGGCGCGGCCCCAACCGGCUGCCAGCUCUCCUUUCCGACAUUGAAAUUGAAGAAAUCCUUGAAAGUUCCAAGGAUUCCUACAACUCCUUUAGGGAGAAUGUUGAAGGUCUUCCCCAUGACCAAGUCCACGUCUCAAUUGGUGGGGACAUGUCCUCCACAUCCAGUUCCACCAACGACCCAGUCUUUUUCUUGCACCACUGCAACAUUGACCGUCUUUGGGACAAAUGGCAGCGUGAAAAUCCCGAAUUGGCCAACACCUUUGAAGGCCCUCGUGACCGAAGCGCUCCCGAAGACUUGAACGCCCUCGACACGGACCCAAUGGAAAUGAUCCGUCUCUACCCCGACGCCCCCGUCCGUGACAUGUUUUCUACGACCGCGGGCGACAUUUUCUGCUACACGUACUCCAACAGCAUUGUCCCCAACUCUGUUUCACCCGGCCAAGCCCGCGUGUCACGGCCCAGUCGCCGCAGCCUUGCCGAAGGCUUCCGUGCAUGGCGCAACGAGCGUAUCGCAAACUUCAACGCUUAUUCAUACGCUUCCUACCAAUCCGCUACAGGUGACUCCCAACGCGGUUCCCCCAAUAACCCCAAAACGCCCGACGUCUACGACCGUACGGACCUGUACAAUAUCCGCUACCAUGAACCCAUUCCCGAUGACUUUUUACGUGUCCAAAUGGGCUACCCCGAAUCCCGUGUCCAGGAAAUCCGGAACCAAGAAGCUUAUUUCACCGAAUUUGUCGAUUACGUCAAUAUGGCAUCUGGCUGGAUUUCUCAUACCGCCUUGGUGUACAUUGAACAAAAGACGGGAUGGCGUGCAUGUUCAGAUGAAGAGUCGCAGUUGAACACCAUGUUGCGCAAAAUGUUUUGUCAGAGCAUUCAUAACGUGUUGGGCAAGCUGCAUGUUAAGGCCAAGGAUGUUGUCAAGGUGUUGGACACUAUUGGUGAUGUUGUUAGGAAUGGUGGGCGUGGCCGUGGAUCGCAACAGUAUCCUCAGCAAUACCCUCAACAGUAUCCUCAGCAGUACCCUCAGCACGGGGGUAGCGGAUACCCACCUCAAAGUCCAAACUACCCUGCCUUACACCCGAGCUUUUAUUCGAGUGAGGCGACGCACUGGUAAAUGAUGGUUCUGAUUCGCAAAAGGAGGCUGUAUUCGCGGAGAUGGCGCUCGGGAUGGGAACGUACAUUCGAUUGUUGAUGUGUGUAUAUAUGUACGUAAGGACGUUGUAAAAGUGGAUGAUAUAUUUUUGUUUUUCGAAUACAUGGAAGAGUUUCUUCAGUACAAUGGG